Molecule: messenger RNA, 897 nt
Organism: Vicia faba (fava bean)
Lineage: Eukaryota; Viridiplantae; Streptophyta; Magnoliopsida; Fabales; Fabaceae
Source: the annotation of a GenBank genome assembly
AUGGUACCACCUUUAUUUGUCACACAAAUUCCUAUCACCACAAAAGAGCUUCACAUGUUUUAUCAAAUUGAUCGUGAGCUAUUUUGUUUUUUGAUCUUCAAACUUCACUAUGAAGUAACUCAAUCUAUUUUAGUCAUGGCACUAUGGCUUUGGCUUGAAAAAAUUGGGUGCCACAACCUUAUCCAUAAAGUAGCAUCUCUCCAAGGUACCCUUAUCAAUGCCCUAGUUAUUGAAGCUCUGACUUGCUUGCAAUUUUUGGAGAGGGAUGACCUUCCUAUCCCUAAUGGAGGUGGUUUGCCCUUGAGCGAAAUGCUCAUGAAUAAGAACAUCUCUCUUGAAAUGUUUAUCUCGAGAAGGUAUACAAUAAUAAUUGGCAUUAAAACCGUUCUAAACGAGACAUGUGUUCGAGUUUUUAACGAUGUUUUACAGAUAGCUUUGAAAAGGAAAUACAUAAUCGAAACACGAGGUAGUACCACAUCACAAACCCACACAUUCAACACGCCUUUGAUUCUUCCAGGUUUUCCUCACCCUUUAUUUGGCAGCUUUGAUUUGUUACCAAGAAUCGAGAACCUCAAUUUGUCUGAUAGAAGCAUGUGGAUUCAAAAGAAAUCCUAUGAUGAUGCUACAAAUGAUGAUAAAUCCUUGUUUCUCACAUUUUCUAGAGGCUUCCCCGUAUCAGAUAUAGAGGUGAGGUGCUUGUUCACAACUGAUUAUGGGGAUUGUGUGCAGCGUUUGAUCAUGGGAGGAAAUCAUGUCAAGAAUGAUCAACCUCUGUUUGCAAUUAUGGUUUUGAAAAAGAUGGAAAAUGUGGAUCAAAUUCUAUCUGGAAAACGUGUUGCCAAGCUUCAAAUCAAUGGAAAACACAUAUGGGCUCGAAAGUACGAGCCUCGCGUAUGA